AUGCCUUCUCAACGCGACUUAGAAGGCGGUAGCGUGCCAGACGAGCGCGCGCCCUUGCUCUCGCAUGAUGCCGCGCGUCAGCACACGCCCACACCAUCGGAAAGCGACGAAAUCAUCGACCAACCGGAAAAGGCAGCAUCCAAGACCUGGUAUUAUGUUUGGAGAGGCAUCCUUGCCGUUUUCGCGAUACUGGUCGUUGCCGUCUUCAUCAAAGGCUGGAUAGAGGCCGAUGACGUCGAUUUCGAUCUCAAAGGCGCACUGAAGCGUGCAUUAGGUGGGGGCUUGAGUGGUGCUGCGGCGAUGAUACUGCAAGUGUUGCUAUUGAUGCCUAUCCGCACGAUCAUGAACUACCAAUAUCGCCAUGGCACAUCGACGACUGUCGCAACUAAGACUCUGUAUGCCGACGGUGGUAUAGGUCGAUACUACCAAGGUAUGGGUGCUGCGCUCUUUCAGGGGCCCAUCGCUCGAUUCGGAGACACAGCCGCCAACGCUGGUAUCCUGGCCUUGCUGCAGUCAAACGGCUUCCUGAAGCAGCUUCCUUCGCCCAUUCAGACGAUCUUUGCAUCAGCGUGCGCUGCAGCUUUCAGAAUGCUACUAACACCAAUCGAUACCUUGAAAACUACCUUACAGGCCCAGGGAGCUAGUGGCUGGGGUCUCCUCCGACAGCGCAUUAGGACCGACGGCAUCGGCUCUCUGUGGUGGGGUGCUUUCGCAACCGCAGCAGCGACCUUCGUUGGACACUAUCCCUGGUUCGCCGUAUACAACUUCCUUUCCGAAACCAUUACAGAGCCAUCAAGACAACAGAUCGGAUGGUGGUUACUACGGGCGGCUUUCAUCGGUUUCUGCGCUUCGGUCGCUUCGGACACCAUAUCGAAUUCGUUGCGCGUUGUGAAGACCUAUCGACAGGUCAACGAUACGAGAAUAUCCUAUACUGAGGCUGCCAAGCAGGUUAUCCGUCAAGACGGAAGAUUGGGUCUAUUUGGACGCGGAUUGAAGACGAGAAUCAUCGCCAACGGUCUGCAGGGCAUUCUGUUCUCCAUCUUGUGGAAGCUGUUCUUGAAAAUCUGGGAAGACAAAACGGGUUGA
Messenger RNA from Alternaria incomplexa, 1086 nucleotides. RefSeq lists its product as uncharacterized. The record is from RefSeq and is a predicted model, not a curated record. The coding region runs from base 1 to 1086 and encodes 361 amino acids. The transcript has 2 exons. NCBI's taxonomy places the organism in Eukaryota, Fungi, Ascomycota, Dothideomycetes, Pleosporales, Pleosporaceae.